AUGACUGAUUCGGCGCUCUUUUUUGGGCCCAGUGCGUGGUCUGAGCGAGCGACCCUGGCCAGCCUUGAGCCAUUCCUCUGCAUCCAACUCAUCGCGCUGAACCACACCUCCCCGCCUCCUUCUGCUGGCCUUCUGCCCGAGAUCGAGUGCAAGCAGCGACACGUCGGAAGGAUUCGCCGCUUGGCUGGUCGAGGGCUGGCUGCGCCUCGCAUUCGAGCCGACAAAACGUCGCUGUUUCGGCCUCUCCGACUUCUGGCUGUGCCUUUCGAUCCGUGCCGCCUCCCCGUCCUGGCAGCCGCCGCCCAGAUCCAUACGGCCGUCAUGGCACCCAAACGCAAGUCCCAGGCCGAUGUGCCCACUCCCAAUGGCAGCGGGAACAGCUCUGGCCGUAUCGCGCACUGGCUCAUGAAGGCCGAGCCAGACACGCGCCUCGAGCGCGGCCACGACGUGGCCUUCUCGAUCGACCACCUUGCCGCCUGCAAGACCACCAAAUGGGACGGCGUUCGCAACCCAGAAGCGCGCACCAUCAUGAAGGAAAAGAUGCGCACCGGCGACGACGUUCUCUUCUACCAUUCCAACACCAAGAUCCCCGGCGUGGCCGGUCUGGCACGUAUCUGCUCCCAGAGCUAUCCCGACCCCUCGGCAUUCGACUCCAAUCAUCCCUAUUACGACCCAAAGAGCGACAAGGAUAGUCCAAAGUGGUGGCUCGUCGACGUCGAGUUUGUCGAGAAACUCGAUACGCUCGUCCCGCUCGGCCUGCUUCAGAAGAUCGCCGGCAAGGGUGCCGACAACAAGCCGCUCACAAAGGAGGAGCGCAACGACGUCGACUAUCUUUCCGAUGCCGAGCUCGAGGCCAUCAAGGGUAUGGCGCUGCUCAAUCGCGGAAGGCUCAGUGUACAGCCCGUGGAGCAGCGCGCUUACAACGCCAUCCUUGCACUCAGUAGGAACCGAGGCUGGGAUCACUGGCCAGGAAAGUGGAACCCACGCGCCGCCGCUUCAGCGAAACCAACACCGGCUGCCAAAACAAAGCCCGAGCAGAACGGUCCGCUCGAGUCUGCAAAGACAGACCGCACAGCAAAAGCUGCAUCCGUCUCGUCCAAACCGAGCGCCUCCAAGAAGGCCAAGACUGAGCCUAACACUGAGCCCGAUGCCGCACCGCCCACCGACGGACUUCGACGAUCUUCGCGGCGACGAAAUGUCUAG
Moesziomyces aphidis is the source of this 1203-nucleotide messenger RNA. NCBI's taxonomy places the organism in Eukaryota, Fungi, Basidiomycota, Ustilaginomycetes, Ustilaginales, Ustilaginaceae. The record is from the annotation of a GenBank genome assembly.